Messenger RNA from Jaminaea rosea, 671 nucleotides. RefSeq lists its product as hypothetical. The transcript has a single exon. Bases 170 to 601 code for a protein of 143 amino acids. Lineage: Eukaryota; Fungi; Basidiomycota; Exobasidiomycetes; Microstromatales. The record is from RefSeq and is a predicted model, not a curated record.
GCGUUGGCCUUGAUGUCGACGAUGUCUCCGACGUGGUAAGGACGGAGGUACGUCGAGAGCUUGAUGGGGCCAUGCUGCCUGAACUUCCUGGCGAACAGGUGGCGAGUUCGGGCGCGGAGACCAAACGAGUGAGGCAUUCUGGCGGGGGGCAGGGCAGCAUUGGAUCAGUAUGUGCUGGAGCAUCAACGAGGUGACGACGAGUGGCAGCGAUCGAGGCGUGCAGCAGCGCGCAGAGGUAGCAGAAGAGCGAGAGCGUGAUCCAGCAUCGACUAUCCCGCAGCCAGGCCAGGAUUGCAAUGUGAUUCGACCUCCCCACACCAGUCGUCUUCAACCUGCUCCACCCUCUCUCCUCUCUCCUCCCUUUGGCAGCAGCUGCUCAGACCUGCGGAUAGCAGUGACUGCAACGUCUGUGCAAAUAUCUGACCAUCCCAUCCAACUGUCCUCGAUUCCCAUCUGGUCUCGACGAACUCGAGCAUCUCCCUCUUGCCCACUCUGCCCGAAUGCACCACUCGGCUCUGCAUGCUCAUGCUGUGCCUUUCGCGCUGCUGCUGCUGCUGUGAUCGUCGCUGCCAUCGCUUGCGUCGCUUGGAUACCAACCUGAAGGAUGAAGAAGGGGGGGAGGGUGACGGGUGGUAAGGAAGAAGGUGCGAAUUGGCGCUCGUCUACUCGUG